This is a messenger RNA of Pomacea canaliculata, 2285 nucleotides long. Its product is annotated as protein SSUH2 homolog. The record is from RefSeq and is a predicted model, not a curated record. NCBI's taxonomy places the organism in Eukaryota, Metazoa, Mollusca, Gastropoda, Architaenioglossa, Ampullariidae.
AUGCCGUUGAACACUAUCUAUUUACAGGCAGGGUUAUUACCCACAGCAAGGAGCACCACCUCAGGGUCAGUAUCAGGCUACCGGAGCCACACCAUACCCUCCCUCAGGUCCUAUCCACAAGCUGGAGGCGCCUACCCACCUGCUGGUGCAGCUCCUUAUCCCCAGGGUCAGCAUGGCGCCGGAUAUCCUCCUGCAGGAGCAGCUCCACCAGCGGGAGCAGCGCCCUCGUACCAGGGCGAGAUGCCCCAUGAGGACGUGAAGGAUGACCCCAACCUGCGCUCCGACCCCUCCGCCCCCGGUGUGGAGCAGAUGGGCGUGGUGGCUGGCUAUGAGAGGAUCGGCUUCAGUGCAAUAUCUUUGGCCCCACCAUCUUACGAAGAAUUAAUGCAGGGGCCGCCACCAGAGAGGUCAGGAUUUACAAGUUCUCCGACCAUUACCGAGGAGGAUGCACGUGCAGCUCUUCAUCAGUUCGUGGCUGAAAACUGUUGCUAUGGCUCCAAAGCCGCCAAAGAGAUGGUGUUUCGGGAACUCAAGUCAUCUUCAGCCUUCCACUACACGCUGGAGACUUUCGCCGAGUCAAGAUCAACAUGCUGGGCCUACGAGCCAUACAAAGGACAGGCAAUAGACGGUCCGGAAAGAGGCCCUGCUCCUGGUCCCUGGGAUGUACAGGCUACGGCCCCAGCGCUGUUCAGCACACAACGUGUCGACGUGGAAGUUCCGCAUACAGCGUCUGUGAAGCCGUGUCACAACUGCUUCGCGCGUGGCUACACUCGAUGCUACCGCUGUCAUGGAAGGGGACGGCUGUUCUGUCACCAAUGUCACGGCAAGGGGCACCAGACGGUGUACGAAAACGGCGAGCACAUACAUCGACGAUGCAUCUGGUGUGACGGCGACGGCCGCAGAAGGUGCUACACCUGUAAUGGCUUUGGACAGGUCGAGUGCACAGUCUGUCGUACCCACGGCAACCUGAAGUGCUACAUCAAGCUUACGAUUCAAUGGACUAAUCAUACAAAGGACCAUGUGGUAGAGAGAACGGCCCUGCCUGAUCAGCUUAUACGUGAGGUUUCCGGACAGGUGGCAUUCGAAGAACAGCAACCCCGGGUUUGGCCAAUCAACCACUUUCCCGACCAGGAAAUCAACAUGGCGUCCAAAUCUCUUGUACAAGAGCACCGUCAGGCAUUUCCCACUGAACGCAUCUUAAUGCAGAGGCACCGCGUGCGGAUCGUGCCUGUGACACAGGUGAUGUACACCUACAAAUCCCAGCAGAAUGCCUUCUUUGUCUACGGCUUCGAACACAAGGUCUACGCUCCUGACUAUCCCGAUCAGUGCUGUUGGGGCUGCACGCUUCUCUAGUCUAGACAACCAAACCGCGGACUGUUCUGUAGUAGCUGUACCCUGUGAGUUGGUGGGGUGUCUUCGCUCGUAUAUCACGAGGAGUUCUAAAGUCAAACCAAGAUAAUCACGAUGACAUUAUGUCGACAUUGCGCUGUUUGUGAUUUUUGUUUUGGUUUUUUUUUUUUUUUUUUUUAUACUUGCCGACGCUGUAAAAUGGCUUUAAUUAAUUCAAGAGACAGAAAUACAGAACAGCCCUUGAUAACUAUCUUCUGUGAUGUGUACAGCUUGUGACAUUUGACAAUAACAUCUAAAGUCCGCAACCUCAUCACUCAUUCACCAGUUGGAUUUUUUUUUUUUUUGUGUGUGGUAGUUUUAAAUCUGAUACUAGCGUGGUCGUACUCUUCAUAAGUUCGUCCUCAAAAUGUUAAAUUUAUUAAACUAGUCGUCAUGUUUUACUAUGCAUUUCUUCUUCGUGGAAGCCGCUUUGAAUCUGUUGCCAGAAUUCAAAACGAAUACAAUAUUUCCAAAACCUGCAUUUGUAUCAGCUUGAUAAUUACGUAAGUAGUGAUGAUAAAAACUAUGUACGACUUGAUUGUUGUCAACAUGAAUGGAAGCCACGGUGUUCUUGGCUGAUGAGAGUUUUUUUGAGGAGAAUAAGUAAAACGAAAAUUGAUAAAAUACCAAACAGUGUCCGAUUACUACUAAUAAAAGUUUUAAAAUAAUCAUGAAGUGUCUAUACGCUCAUGCGGUUGACCGAAAAGAGGGUAACACGAUCCCAAAGGUCAGGGAUCGACCUUAAGGAUGAAUUGUUAACAUUUACAUUUGUUGAUGCGAAAUUUCAUGAUAAAGGAGAAAGUUCAUGAUUAUCGUUGUUUUUGUUUUCCAGUUUGGCUAAUUUUGUGUUAUUAUGAUAACUGCUUUGGAAAAUAAAAUUUAUUUUUCUAUUGUAA